Molecule: messenger RNA, 2241 nt
Organism: Arabidopsis thaliana (thale cress)
Lineage: Eukaryota; Viridiplantae; Streptophyta; Magnoliopsida; Brassicales; Brassicaceae
Gene: GH9A4
Product: glycosyl hydrolase 9A4
Exons: 8
Coding region: 230-1690 (486 amino acids)
Biological process (GO): carbohydrate metabolic process
Cellular component (GO): extracellular region
Molecular function (GO): cellulase activity; hydrolase activity, hydrolyzing O-glycosyl compounds
Source: RefSeq, marked reviewed
AAAAAGAUAUAAAACCGUGGGGAGAAGUAGAAAUAAAAACAAUAAAACAAUUAACAAAACAAGAAAAAACGAAAAGCAUGCAAUUGUUUUUCGUUUUUUGUUGAAACAAAAAACAAACUUAACUUCACCAAAAAAACUACAGAAAAAAAAAGAUUCAGUUUCCUUUUCUUUGUCUCCACUUCUUAUAUAAGAGUUGGGCAUUUUUAUUACAAACAUAACUUUUGAAAUCAUGGCUAAUUAUAAAGGAAGAGGAAAUGUUAUGAUACGGAGCAUGUUAUUGGGUCUCUAUGGCAUCAUAAACAUUGUGUGUGUCAAUGGUACUUUCAUAAACUACAAAGAUGCUUUAACCAAAUCCCUCAUCUUCUUGGAGGCUCAAAGAUCAGGCAAACUCCCUCCUAAUAAUAGGGUUCCAUGGAGAGGUGACUCUGCUCUCGACGAUGGCAAACUCGUAAAUGUGGACUUGUCUGGAGGGUACUAUGACGCAGGAGACAAUGUGAAGUAUGGUCUUCCAAUGGCGUUCACGAUCACAACGCUUGCUUGGUCCACAAUUACCUACGAGAAAGAACUUCGAGCCACGGGAGAGCUCGAAAACGCUCGUGCUGCUAUCCGUUGGGGUACGGAUUAUUUCCUCAAAUGUGCUUCUCGCAAGAACCGCCUCUAUGUUCAGGUUGGUGAUCCAAACGCGGACCACCAGUGCUGGGCGAGACCUGAGAACAUGAAGACACCAAGGACGGUGUUGGAGAUAAGCGAUAAAGUUCCAGGAACCGAGAUCGCGGCGGAAGCCGCUGCUGCAUUCGCCGCUUCCUCCAUCGUUUUCCGCCAUGUCGACCACAAAUAUGCACGCCGGCUUCUCAACAAAGCCAAAUUGCUUUUCAAGCUAGCCAAAAGCCACAAGGGUACAUACGAUGGAGAAUGCCCCUUCUAUUGUUCUAACUCCGGUUACAAUGACGAGUUGAUAUGGGCGGCAACAUGGCUAUACAAGGCGACAAGGAAUCAUCUAUACCUUAGCUACCUCAAAUUCGAAGCCAUAAGCGCUUACGUUGCCGAAUUCAGCUGGGAUCUCAAGUACGCUGGUGCGCAGAUCCUCAUCACCAAGUUGAUCUUCGAAGGCCACAAAGGACUUGAUCUAUACAAACAACAAGCCGAUAGUUUUGUAUGCUCUAACCUCCCUGGCAGUCCUUACCACCAAGUCUUCACUACCCCAGGUGGUAUGAUUCACUUGAGGGAUGGUGCCAACAGUCAAUAUGUCACCGCCACCGCCUUCUUGUUCUCGGCCUACGCUGAUAUACUACAGAAACACAACCAAAAGAUCUCUUGCGGUAGCCACCAAUUCGAUUCAACACACCUCAUGGCUUUCGCUAAAAAACAGAUUGACUACAUACUAGGGCAUAACCCACAAGGAAGAUCGUACAUGGUUGGGUUCGGACCAAACCCACCAAAGCAAGCCCAUCACAGAGGAGCCUCAGUGCCCAUGCAUGAAGCCAACGCGCCGCUAAGCUGCCCAUUGAGCUUCGUGAAAUGGUACAACAAGAACGUACCUAACGCUAACGAGCUCACCGGAGCCAUUUUGGGAGGACCUGACCGUCAAGACAAAUUCCAGGAUCUCCGAUGGACCUCCGUGUACACAGAGCCUUGUACUUACAUCAACUCUAUCGCCGUUGGUGUUCUCGCUAAGCUCGCUGCGGCUUAGAGCCUUUUGUACCACAUUCGAGACUACUUUGAUGAAAAGUAUUCUUCUAGGGUUUCCCUUACCUACUAUAAUUGCAUACACCUUUGUGGCAAUGCAAUGUAAUUCUAUUUUUCAUUUUUUUUUGCCUUUGUAGGUAGCUUUUUGGAAUCAUGUUUUCUCCAAAAUAUAAAAUUGCAUGGGCAUAAUAAUAAGCUCUAGUGAUUUGAAACAAUAAUUAAGCGAAAUUAAUGAAUAGCCGGAAUGAUAAUUCUCAUUCCGUUUCACGUAGAUUGUUGUUUUAAACUCUAUCUUUUGUUUCAUGUAGAAUGAUGUGUUUUUGUUGAUUUCCGCGUAAUUUGCAUAACAUUUUCUAAUCUAUUUUUCAUUUCAAAUAAUUGUUUUCAGUUCUAAUAUGUGUCUUUAAAAACACUAUAAUAAUUGUUGUCAAAGGAAAAAACAAUAUUUUACGACGAAGUGAGAGUGACUAAUGAAGGAAAGAAUAUAAUCAGGUCUUAGAAGAAUCUUGCGAGCAGAAACUUGCUCAGAAUAUUUAGAAUAUAUAUAGCACAUAU